AUGGCCGACCUGUCGCAGAUGAGCUGGCACCUGGACGACCGGGUGCAACCCAUACAACUGCGAUAUGAACCAUCCAGUGCUACAACAAGUCAAGGGACUAUUGCGAAAACGUCAAAACACGAUAAACAGCCGACUGCCCCUCCUCGUCCUCCUGUCGCCAGAAAGGUUUGCCUUCGAAAAAUUUACUCUAAAAUCACUCCCAGAAUCCGAAUCCUCUAUAUUUCACAAGAAUUGUAA
Gongylonema pulchrum is the source of this 237-nucleotide messenger RNA. NCBI's taxonomy places the organism in Eukaryota, Metazoa, Nematoda, Chromadorea, Rhabditida, Gongylonematidae. The record is from the annotation of a GenBank genome assembly.